UUAUAUUUGUUCGCAGUAUUCGUUUAAACUUGGUUAUCGGCAAAUGUCAAUAGCGACUGAAUAAGCUGUAACCUCGCGGUUAUUCUUGGCGUCGCGCGUCGUGUAUGACAUAAUAUUAUUAUUUAUUUAUUUAACGAAUAUUAUAUUCAAUAAAGUAAUAAUAAAAUAUGAAAUGCAUACCUAUAGGUACACGUAAACGAAUAAAUAAAUAUACAGUAGUAGUAACAUUCAUAAUAAUUUUCGGAAAUGAGCUUAACAAGUUAAUUGGAAGUUAUAUAAAUACGAAAACAAAAUAAUUAAAGACAAACUAAGUAGAAAAAUAUAUGGUUUUACACAGAUUUCAUUUUAAAUGUUGGAUAGUUGCGACCAUGGUAUAGUGGUAUACAAUAGUAGGGUUCAAUAAAAGACAUUUUGGAGCGUGUGAUAGGAAAGGAACUUAAAACAUUAAUUCGGGUUAGCAAACAAGGGGCAGUCUACGUAGAAAAGCUAAGUUAGUCAUUAUACCUACUCUUCGAUUUACUAAGUGGGCGAGAUCGAAUUUAUACGUAUGGUAAAAUAAAUAUCAAUUGUAUUAUAAUAUAGGGAAUGUUUGUUGUCUACAUCAUGCCAGUAUUUACAUUUAUAAUUUAACAGUACCAUAGACCUUUUGUAUGUUUAUGCAAUAGCCUUACUGCUGGUUUCCAUAAUCAUAUUUCAUCAUCUUCUACGAUACAAAUUUAUAUAUAGUUAAGUCCAUGAGACCACGGUUCAAAAAGACAUUGUUAGCUGCUGUUAAUAAAAUAAAUCGAUAGCAGUUAGGAACAAAAUAUAAACUUCGAAUUAAGAUUUUUCCUAUGUCUUUUUAAUUAUACUACUUUAUAACAAUCGGAUAUUUCAAGUAGAUAUUUUAAAUAUAUCUAUAUGGGUACUAAUAUAUUAUUGAAGUGAUAAUUGAUUAAGUACAUGAUAUUAUAAUAUUACUACCUACUUGAGCAGCAAUGCAUUUUUGCUCUUAUGUGUGCUUAAGCCGAGGCUAAACAAAUUACUAAGAUAUAUACGAUUAUCGUUUUUCUAAUAUACCUAUCGAUUAUAGUUAUAUCGAAGUUAUUUAAUAUUAUUAUAUAAGUUAUAUAUUUACACACUACUGGUUGUUUAUAAAUCAAUUAUUUUCGCUAUUAUGUACAGAGAUAUUAAUUAAAAAAUAUGACAACUAGAAGCAUGGCAGACAUAUAUAUGAUGUUGAGAAAUAAAUCCAAGCAGAGUAUUCAUCCGUUUAAAGCAUUUAAGCAUAGCAAUUACGGUACAGAUAGCAAAGAAUGUGUUAAUGACAAAAUAUCGUUGAUGGAAGCCGGUCGAGCUAAUGAAAUACGUGCUCAGGAAAUAUGUCCACCUCCGUGGACUGGAUUAUUUGAAGACGCUCGAUAUUCUAUUACCUGUUUACAGAAUAAAUUGGAAGAAUUGCGUUCAUUGCAAGAUGCACAUUUGUUGAGAUCUUCAGCAAAGCUAAAUGAUUCUAACUUACUAGAGAAAUAUAUCCGAGAUCUUACAUUCGAAAUUACUAGAAUAUUUGCUUCAACAAAAAAAACAAUUAAUCAAAUCCUAUUACAUUAUUCAAAUGGACUAUACAACAACAAAGAAUCCCAAUUUUCAUACAAUGAGUCAUCUUCUCUAAUGUUAUCGCUACAAAAUAUUUUCAACGAAUUUCGAAAUUCACAAAAAGACUAUCGCAAAAAAAUCAAACGUUUAGAAUGCGUAUCGUUACAAACCCUAUUUGAAACCGAAGACAACUCGUCUAAAUGUAGUUUAUUAAGUAUUAACGAAAAAUUUUCAUCUAAUGAUUUUGGACAACAAUUGCAGAUGCUACAAUCGAAUCAAACACGGACAUUCGCUGCUAUACUUGUCGAAGAAGAAAACGCUAAAAUGGCCGUACAGUUAGAAAGCAAAGCGAAUCAGAUGGCCAGUACUAUUGUUGAACUUAACAACAUAUUUAAAGAAGUUACACACAUGACCUAUCAACAAGGUAGUGUUUUGGAUCGGAUAGACUACAAUAUUAAACAGGCUGAAAUUGAAGUUGACCAUGGUGUAGAAAAUCGUAUUGAAUCAGAAAAUUGUCAUAAACGAAAAAUUAAAUGUAUUUUGGUUUUAGUUCCCAUUACUUUUGUGUUGUUAAUUCUUUUUAAGCUAGCAACUUUUUAAUGUGGUUGUGUUCUAUUAUAGCUCUCCAUUUUUUUCUUAACAAAA
This is a messenger RNA of Aphis gossypii (cotton aphid), 2220 nucleotides long. RefSeq names its product syntaxin-16-like. Gene Ontology annotation, molecular function: SNARE binding; SNAP receptor activity. The record is from RefSeq and is a predicted model, not a curated record. Gene Ontology annotation, cellular component: SNARE complex; membrane; endomembrane system. Gene Ontology annotation, biological process: intracellular protein transport; vesicle fusion; vesicle-mediated transport. NCBI's taxonomy places the organism in Eukaryota, Metazoa, Arthropoda, Insecta, Hemiptera, Aphididae. Bases 1183 to 2175 code for a protein of 330 amino acids. The transcript is spliced from 5 exons.